This is a messenger RNA of Amphiprion ocellaris (clown anemonefish), 3271 nucleotides long. Its product is annotated as zinc finger protein 260-like. Lineage: Eukaryota; Metazoa; Chordata; Actinopteri; Pomacentridae. The transcript has 3 exons. The coding region runs from base 718 to 2679 and encodes 653 amino acids. Gene Ontology annotation, biological process: regulation of DNA-templated transcription. The record is from RefSeq and is a predicted model, not a curated record. Gene Ontology annotation, molecular function: RNA polymerase II cis-regulatory region sequence-specific DNA binding; DNA-binding transcription factor activity, RNA polymerase II-specific.
AAGGCUUUAGAAUUCCAGAUGGCAUGACAGUAUUCACUGCAGAGAUAUCAGGGAUCAUAUUGGCACUUUGGUGGAUGAUGGACAACAAACUGGUCAAGUCAGUCAUAUGUAGCGAUUCAUCAGCCAUAUUAACAUCAGUAAAAAAAACCCAAAAAAAACAAGAAAACGCUAACUCCAAAUUCAGACCCGAUAUUCUAUUAGAAAUAUUUCAAGCACUGUUUCAAAUUCACAGAGCAGAGUAUGAGGUGGGUUUUAUUUGGGUUCCAGCACAUAUGGGUGUGGAGGGCAAUGAGGAAGCAGAUAGCUUGGCACAAAGAACAACCAAGGAGGAAAGAACAGAAUAAACAUGGGAGUCUAGGAGCAGCUGGAUGAACUGCUUUUAAUCUUUGCUUUCUACUUAACAUGCAGGAGUGGACAAAUAUGAAGAAACUUCUGAACUUUGUCAAAACCACAUAACUCAGGAAAUAUUUAAGAUUCUCCAAGGACUAUGAAUAACAUCCAGUAGGUGGCAGCAAUACGCCAGUGAUGCGUCUAGUCUGCCUUAUUCAAGGAGGAAGAAGAAAGUUACUUAGUGUUUCUGCCGGAACUUCAUAACGUGACACCCGGCGGAUUUAAACAAAGAAGCAUGAGCAGAGUUAGCUUUACUGCUGUGUGGACUGAGCUAUGAAACGGCUGGAUUAUAGUAUGAGUGAGAUAUAUUAGAGCAUUAAAGUAACGAUGUGUUCAGUUGAGCAUCUGAGAGAGUUGAUCAGGGACAGACUAACUGCUGCUGCUGGAGAAAUAUUCACAGAGUUUGAAAAAACCAUCGUCCAGUACCAGGAGGAGAUCGAUCGUCAGCGCAGACUGCUGGAUGUCAUCUGGAAACCACACAUCCCCUUACAAUCCAUAGAGCUCCCACAGUCUUAUGUCUGUGAGAAUGAGAAGACUCUCGUUGACCAUCAGCCCCAUGACCAGGAGAGAAACUCCAUGGUGGACCAUGAUGAUCCAGAACCUCCACAGAUUAAAGACCAGCAGGAGAAACUCUGCACCAGUCUGGAGCAAUCAAACCCAGAGAUUUCUCAAAUUAAAAGAGAAGAGGAAGAAUUCUGCACCAUUCAGAACAAGUCAAAUCCAGAGCGUCCUCAAAUUAAAAAGGAACAGGAUGAACUCUGCUCCAGUCAGGAGGAAGAGCAACUUGGAUUGAAACAGGAGACUGAUCCCUUUGCGAUGACUCCUGAUGAUGAGGAAAGUGACCACAGUGAACCAAAACCAAGCAAUGAUCAGCUCCUGUUUCACAUCUCUUUUGCAGCUGAGAGCCCAGAUCAGGAUGGAAGCAAGAAUGUAGACUCAGGAUCAACUAGCUGUAUCAAGCUGAAGUCAAGACAUCACAGUACCAGCAGUCACAGUAAUGAUGUAGACAAUGCUCCAACGUCAGAGAGACAGUGUGAUAAUGACAAGGCAACAAAAUCUCUAACAUGUGGUGUCUGUGGAAAAGCCUUUAGGUAUAAGUCAAAUUUAAUCACACAUCACAGAACCCACACAGGUGAGAAGCCGUAUUCUUGUGAAAUCUGUGGAAAAUGCUUCACUCAACGUUCCAAUUUGACUGCCCACAUGAGAUGUCACACUGGUGAGAAGCCAUAUUCUUGUGGAACCUGUGGAAAAAGCUUCACUCAACGGGGCUCUUUGACUGACCACAUGAGACAUCACACAGAGCUCCCACAGUCUUAUGUCUGUGAGAAUGAGAAGACUCUCAUUGACCAUCAGCCCCAUGACCAGGAGCGAAACUCCAUGGUGGACCAUGAGGACCCAGAACUUCCACUGAUUAAUGACCAGCAGGAGGAACUCUGCACCAGUCUGGAGCAAUCAAACCCAGAGAUUUCUCAAAUUAAAAAGGAACAGGAAGAAUUCUGCACCAUUCAGUACAAGUCAAACCCAGAACGUCCUCAAAUUAAAAAGGAACAGGAUGAACUCUGCUCCAGUCAGGAGGAAGAGCUACUUGGAUUGAAACAGGAGACUAAUACCUUUGUUGUGACUUCUGCUUCUGAGGAAAGUGAUCACAGUGAACCAAAAUCAAACACUGAUCAGCUCCUGUUUCACAUCUCUUGUGCAGCUGAGAGCCCAGAUCAAGAAGGAAGCAAGGAUGUAGACUCAGGAUCAACUAGACAUGUCAAGCUGAAGCCAAGACAUCACAGUACCAGCAGUCACAGUAAUGAUGUAGACAAUGCUCCAACGUCAGAGAGACAGUGUGAUAAUGACAAGGCAACAAAAUCUUUAACAUGUGAGAUGUGUGGAAAAGCUUUUAAGUAUAAGUCAGAGUUAAUCAGACAUCACAGAACCCACACAGGUGAGAAGCCAUAUUCUUGUGGUACAUGUGGAAAAAGCUUUAGUCAACGGUGCACUUUUACUGCUCACAUGAGAUGUCAUACAGGUGAGAAGCCAUAUGUUUGUAACAGCUGUGGAAAAAGAUUCAGUCAACGGACCCAUUUGACCGUCCACAUGAGAUGUCACACAGGUGAGAAGCCGUAUGUUUGUAACACCUGUGGAAAAAGAUUUCCUCGUUCAUCAGCACAUAACAAGCACAUGACAAUUCACAAAAUGGGAAAGUCGUAUUCUUGUGGAACCUGUGGAAAAAGUUUCGUUAAGCGUUCCCCUUUGACUGACCACAUGAGAAUCCACACAGGUGAGAAGCCGCGAUCCUGAAACAUCUGUGGAAAACUUAGCAUCAGAACUAAGCUUGAAACAACAUGUAAGAAUUGAUCCAGGUUAAAAGUAGAUCCCUGAAAUUUAAAGCACCUUUAGACUGUGCUUCAACAACAGUUGUGAGGAAUUAUGUAAGCAGUCCUUGAUGAUUAGACCAGAUGGAGUCUGGACUGUGGUGGUGGUGGAGCAGUCAGAAGAACCUAACUGAAUAUCUGGAUGGAUAUGGUGUUAGUACAGACUACUAUAUUUCUGAUAUCAUGACAUCCUUCAUCAGCAGAGCAGUGAUUUGAGAUAAUGUGAAGCUGUUUGGAACAUUUUCACAUCCUGCUGAGAGAACAUGGCUGUUCAGGUGUGAACAUACUGCUGGAAUCUACACAGCUUGAGUUCUGUUGUCUUUCAAGUAAAAGGAGGCAACAAGAUACUGAGACAUUGUGACAGUAGAACACAACAGAGUGUCACUGCAGCAGCAGAGAUGUGCACGUGAAAUAAAGUUGUAAUAAAACAUGCAGCUCCAUGACUGCUUCAUGAAAUGUUUUGAAUGUAUUUAAACAGAUGAACUUUUACACAUUUAAUGAUGAGUGUAACAAUGAAG